GAAUUACAUAUUAAGACUAAAAUGGUAUUUUUAUAUGUAGAAAGACGGAACAAGGUAAUAAAGGUGAGUUAUAAUGAAUUAAUGAAUGAAUAGUUAAUGGCGAAUAAUUAAAUACUACACACUACAGAGUGUUUGCGUGAUUCAUACAUUUAGGCAAAAGUCUUUAAUGAAUUGUUGAAGUCGUAUAAAAAAGGGGUACCCUAUCCGAUUAAGUAGCAGGAGGAGCACAUGAUCCAACUCGGACACCCAACCCAAGUGUCAAACUUGAAAGACGGCGUGCCUGUCACGUGACACUCAUGGCGUGGCACGCUCUGAUUGGACCCUCGAUUCCCUUUUAAAAAAUAAAAAAAUAAAAAACCACCGACGCGAAGAUGGCAUUGUAGUCAGCGCCCCCAAUAUGAGUAAUGAAAAGAGAAAUAUGAAAGAUGGUUUGGGAAUUGGGAGUGGCUACUGCCUACUGCCUAGGUUGUUUGUAGGUUCCUCUUAAGUCUUAACUGUUAUCUCCCUCUCCUUAAAAGGUCGAAUCUUUGGGUGCUCAUGGAAGAUUUCAGAUCCAAAUCCUACGGCGACGGAAGGAUGCAGAUUGAGAGCUACUCCGGUAACAACAUGCAAGAUCUCCGCUGCCACAGCGCCUCCUACGCCUCCUCCGUCCACCCGACACAAACCCACAACGAUGCCAAGUUCAAAAAGGGCAAAUCCACCAACGCCUCCACCUCCAAAACGUGGACUUUCAGUGACCCUGAGUUGCAGAGGAAGAAGAGGGUCGCAAGUUACAAGGUCUAUGCCGUUGAAGGUAAACUCAAAGGCUCCCUCAGGAAGAGCUUCAAGUGGCUCAAGGAUAGGUGCAACAGAGUUGUCUAUGGCUGGUAAUACUACUAAUAACAUAACCACCUUUGUUACAAUCACUUUCUUUCUCAGAUGGGGUCGCUGUCUUAUAUAUAUAUAUAUAUAUAUAUCAGAAUAAUUUAUUUGUUUUCCUUUGUUUAUUUGCUGAAUAGUGUUUAUUUAUGUGGCUGGUAAAGUACACAUAAGGAAUGUAAUGUAACAUGGAAGAGGAAAAAAUUGUGAUUCUUGUGUUCGUUUUGGUCUCUGUAAAGAGUACAAUUCAAUCGCCUUGCUUGCUUGAGUUUCAUU
Messenger RNA from Cajanus cajan (pigeon pea), 1134 nucleotides. The record is from RefSeq and is a predicted model, not a curated record. NCBI's taxonomy places the organism in Eukaryota, Viridiplantae, Streptophyta, Magnoliopsida, Fabales, Fabaceae.